AUGGCGAACCGCGGUCCGAGCUACGGGCUGAGCCGGGAGGUACAGGAGAAGAUCGAACAGAAAUACGACCCGGAGCUGGAGUCGCGGCUGGCGGCCUGGAUCGUGCUGCAGUGCGGGGAAGGGACCGAGCCGCCGCCCCCCGGCCGGGAGCCCUUCCAGCGCUGGCUCAUGGACGGGACGAUAUUGUGCAAGUUGAUAAACAGUUUGCACCCAACAGGACAAGAACCUGUCGCAAAGAUCUUAGAGUCAAAGAUGGCUUUCAAGCAGAUGGAACAAAUCUCUCAGUUUUUAAAAGCGGCUGAAACCUAUGGAGUCAGGACGACAGACAUUUUUCAGACAGUGGAUCUUUGGGAAGGGAAGGACAUGGCAGCAGUACAGCGGACCCUGAUGGCCCUGGGCAGUGUUGCAGUCACCAGGGAUGAUGGCUGUUAUCGAGGGGAGCCCUCCUGGUUUCACAGGAAAGCCCAGCAGAACCGAAGGGGAUUUUCAGAGGAGCAGCUGCGGCGUGGGCAGAGUGUCAUCGGUCUGCAGAUGGGUAGCAACAAGGGGGCAUCCCAGGCCGGCAUGACUGGCUACGGUACCCCCCGGCAGAUCCUGUGAGCUGGCCCACCUCAUUCUCAGUUACGGAAAUAGCUAGUCACCUUUUAACCCUUCUCCAGCCUAGUGCCAUCCCAUUUCCUGCCAGCAUUGUCGGAUUGCAACACUUCAGCCGGCAGUGAGCCUGCCUCCUCUCUCCUCACUGUUAUCCUCCAGCCUGACCUUAGUGCACACUGUUGCCACCUAGUGUUCGCGCUAAACUAUGCAAAUAUCCUGCCCCCCACCCCCGAACCUGUCCCAUUCUCCUCCUUCCUAGCAGCCCUUCCCCAUACCCUCCAACUCUCCACCUGUCCACCUACAUAUUGGCCAAAUUCACCUCCCGACCUGACAGUGCCAACUAAUAAAAACUGACUUGCGCCUCA
Tachyglossus aculeatus (Australian echidna) is the source of this 959-nucleotide messenger RNA. RefSeq names its product transgelin 3 (gene TAGLN3). NCBI's taxonomy places the organism in Eukaryota, Metazoa, Chordata, Mammalia, Monotremata, Tachyglossidae. Gene Ontology annotation, molecular function: protein binding. The record is from RefSeq and is a predicted model, not a curated record. Bases 1 to 600 code for a protein of 199 amino acids. The transcript is spliced from 4 exons.